Molecule: messenger RNA, 1290 nt
Organism: Penicillium canariense
Lineage: Eukaryota; Fungi; Ascomycota; Eurotiomycetes; Eurotiales; Aspergillaceae
Exons: 2
Coding region: 1-1290 (429 amino acids)
Source: RefSeq, a predicted model, not a curated record
AUGACGAUCCCGGCCGAUAUUCUCGCUGCAAAUGCAGCGGGGAGAAUCCCCGAUGAGAUUUCCUUGUCGUAUCUCGCACAAUCGCGUGAUCAUGCUGCGAUUGUGGGCAUCAUGUUUCUGGUCUGCUUCACCGGCGUGCUUAUGCUGGUACGACUGUACGCCCGACUUUUCUUGGUAAAGAAGAUUGGUCUGGACGAUGCAUUGGCGGUUCUUACCUUGAUUAUCUAUAUCGUCUUCGUCGUCCUCUGUAUUGUCCUGAUCAACCUAGGGAGUGGCCGCCAUAUCGAAUAUAUCCAAUAUGUUCUCUCUAUGCCUACCGUCCGCCAGACCGAGGUUCUCGACUUCGUUGCCCACAUUCUCUAUACAACGGCCCUUUUCCUUUGCCGACUGUCCGGUCUUGCAUUCUACUUCCGCAUCAGCGUGCGGUCAAGCAAACUACGUCUGGGUAUCCUGAUCGUCGCUGGCAUUAUUUCCGCCGCCUACGUGCCCCAGCUCUUCCUAUUGAUCUUUCACUGCAAGCCCGUAACCGGCCUCUGGCCUUACGAGUGGCAGACUGAGCCUAUCACCUACACGUGUCUGGAUUGGGGCACGGUCUACUCCGUCAACUCGGGUGUCUCUCUCGCAUGCGACGUGAUGAUGUUUAUUAUUCCCGGCAUUCUUAUCAAAGAACUGCACGUUUCUAUGGAAAAGAAGAUUAAACUCUCGAUUAUCAUGUUUCCUGGUGUCUUGUCAGUACCUCCCAUCUGCUCACACUACCAAGCUCUUUGCUUACAAUCAACCAGUGUCAUCGUCAUCUCCGCUGUCCGCGUCUGGCUCGUAGUCAUCGGCCAAUGGGCCGCCGACGGCAGCUGGGCCUACAACCCCAUGCUCUGCGUCGAGAACGCCGAGAUCGCAAGCACACUCAUUGCCCUCUCCGUCCCCGCCCUGAAGCCCGUCUUCGGUAACCUCUUCUCCCACUGGACCGAGUACACCUCCAGCCACACGCGCUCACGGUCCACGGGGCGGCUUCGAAGCCACUCCAAGCCCGUGAGUGGUCUGGGCUCGAACAUCCGGGAUGACAAGCGGCUUCUGAAUUGGUCCAAGCGUGACCACGAUGAUUAUGAAAUGAUGCCCUCCGAGGUUUCGGUGACGCGCAAUACGCAAAGCCGUGGCUCCACAACCAAGUCGCCGGGCAUUCGAGUGACGAAUGAGGUUAAUAUUACGAGAGGGGGAGGAGAGGGCUCCUUCACAGCUCUCUGCUCGGGCUUCUCUCUCUUCGUGAGCGAUUUUAGAAUUUUGCUUACAAAAUAA